This is a messenger RNA of Arabidopsis thaliana (thale cress), 418 nucleotides long. RefSeq names its product Protein of unknown function (PD694200). Gene Ontology annotation, cellular component: extracellular region. Lineage: Eukaryota; Viridiplantae; Streptophyta; Magnoliopsida; Brassicales; Brassicaceae. The record is from RefSeq and is marked reviewed. The transcript is spliced from 3 exons. Bases 74 to 310 code for a protein of 78 amino acids.
AAAUAACAUAAUAUUUGAAGAAGAAUAAAAAGGAUAUUUACACAAAGAGUUGUUGCAUCAUCGAGAAUAACUAAUGACUACGAAGAUGUUUUCAUAUGUUUUGUUACAUUCAUUGAUGAUGUUUGCUAUCAUCCUUUCUUCCAUGGGUUCACCAGAAAAAUAUUAUGACUGUAAGCAAGACGGAUGUAUAACCACACCACCAUGCUGGAGAAAAUGCGUGUCUAUGGGAUACCCGAAAGGAGGAGAAUGUCGAAUAUACAGUUAUGGCGGUGUUUGUUGUUGUGACCUCACUUCUAAGCCUCCUAAUUAAAAAAAAUUUCAUUAUAAAUGUACUCCCAAUAAUAUAUGAAAAGAUUAUAUUCAAUAAUGUUUCUUGUUAAAAAAAUUAUUUAGUUUUACCUGCAUUAAUGAUGUUUCC